This is a messenger RNA of Aspergillus vadensis CBS 113365, 1476 nucleotides long. Its product is annotated as Hsp70 family protein. The record is from RefSeq and is a predicted model, not a curated record. The transcript is spliced from 10 exons. The coding region runs from base 1 to 1476 and encodes 491 amino acids. Lineage: Eukaryota; Fungi; Ascomycota; Eurotiomycetes; Eurotiales; Aspergillaceae.
AUGACCAUGGAAUGUACUCGGAAGAUCGCUGUGUCCGUGGAUUGCGGAACUACUCAUACGAGUGUUGCAUGGAUUCAUCCCGACUCUACGAAUGUGAGAUUUAUCGACACUUGGCCCGGAACGCAGACCCGUUCGACGCGUGUCCCGACCCGCAUCGCCUACAGUUUCAAGAAGCGAGUCCUCCAAAACGCGGCAUGGGGAUACAUGAUUACCGAAGAUCAUGUAACUUCUUCCUGGGUUAAGCUCCUCUUAGAACCUGAAGUAACGGAAAAGAUCAUCGCCGAUGACAACAAGCAGUGGAAAGAUUCCGUGGGAAUUUUCCACCGGCCUGGAGGCAGGGACCCUACCAGUAUCAUUAGAGACUUCUUGGACCGCCUCAGGAAAUAUUGGGAGACUCACAUUAAGAGAAAAUGCAAUGACAACGACCUUGGGAUAUUGCCAUUUGCAUACAUUCUGACUGUACCGGCGACAUGGUCGGAAGUAGCUAUAAGCUCCAUGAAGAAAGCCGCCCGGGCAGCAGGUUUUCGCGGAAUUGCUGGAGACGACACUCUCGUCCUCUCUGAGCCAGAAUCAGCACUGACAACAAUGUUAUGUGAUCCGUUGAUUCCCAUUCAGGCGGGAGACGGAGUCCUUGUCUGUGACUGUGGAGGUGGAACGCUUGAUAUUGGCACCUACGUCAUCUACCAGAAAGAGAUUGGGGACUACAGAACUGUAAGCAACUACACAGAUCCUUUGGGGGGUAGCACUAUGAUAGACCGGGAAUAUUACGCUGUCGCGUCUGAAAAUUUGAAGUCGAAGAAGUUGAGUCGCUCGGUCUUUUCCCCAACUGGUCGUUUAAUGAGCGAUGUUGAGUCAGCCAAACGUGACUUCGAAGGCACCAUCGGUCAAGAAAUUGGCGAUAUACAAUAUCGUACAUCGACAGGUUUUCGCAAUAACAGUUAUCCUCUCAUAGUGACAAUCUGCGAUGUUCUGACAGCGCAGAUUAAUCGAGCACAUGACUUGAUUGGACGCCCAGUAAUCAAGCACGUUUACGUAUCCGGCGCGGCGGCACACUCCGUCUAUCUUUAUAACGCCAUUCAAAGGCUUUUCGCGAACUCGCAGAUAACGGUCACCCGACACCAAACGCCAGAGACUGCUGUAGCUGAAGGCGCUGCUCGCUGGGCGUACAGGAACCUUCUUUCGGUUGAACAGCUCGACCGUCAUUACGGUGUUGAGUCCUCUGGCCCUCCAGUUGGUGCCAAGGACCUCAAUAACCAAGAACCUCGAGCGCCUCAGGGUCAUCCCGUGUCUUGGGGGGACCGGUGCUCAAUUGGCGAAUUGCGAACCGCCACAUUUACCUGCCGGGUCUUUCAAGAUUUCCCUUUCGCAGUUAUCAACAUUUACGAUGCAGUACCGAGGCCUGUGGGCGGACAAAACAAUGCGAUAUACGGUUCGAAGAACUUUCAUUUUCUCAUCUUUGUGACCCAAUCUUUGUGA